Messenger RNA from Gasterosteus aculeatus aculeatus (three-spined stickleback), 3462 nucleotides. RefSeq names its product starch binding domain 1 (gene stbd1). The record is from RefSeq and is a predicted model, not a curated record. NCBI's taxonomy places the organism in Eukaryota, Metazoa, Chordata, Actinopteri, Perciformes, Gasterosteidae. Gene Ontology annotation, molecular function: starch binding. Gene Ontology annotation, cellular component: membrane.
CGCAGAGACGAUCAGAGUGCAAACGAUUUGUUCCCUUUGCCCCGAUUGGUUUUAUGAAUGAAUGCCGACACCCCGUGAUCAGUCCCGGCCAAUCAGAAGCUCGCAACCCUGCAGCUCUGCAGCAACAAGAGGUCACUCCACACGCGUGGAGAGAAGAAAAAGACGGAGAGAAGAGCAGCCUGCACCACCUUCACUCGAGUCCUCCACACGCACAAAGAGAAGCUCCGAAGGAGGCGAGGGGGGCGCGGCUCGUGAUUUUCCCCCACGACAGACGUGCAUCAUGCCGCUGAAGAACGGCAACACCGUGGCGGUGGAGAGACGCGUGGACCUGGCCUCGCUCUUCUGCAUGAUCGGGCACCACGGUCCCGCCGUGGCUCUGGCUGUCGUAGCGGUGGUGUCGGUGGUGGCGGGUCUCGUCAUCUACCGGACCGUGAGGGGGAAGCGGAGGAAGGCCGCGGUGGCCGACGCUGACGGAGGCGCGGAGGGAGACGCGUCGGUGAUCCGGGAGUCAACAGACGUGAAUGAGGGCUUGUCUGACGUGAAGGCGGAUGUCGAUCUGAUUCAGAAUGAUCUCCGAAUCCGGCACCGUCGUGCUGCUGCUGAGAAGACAUCUGCUCAGAGGACACGAGGAAUCCUGUCCAGCGAGGACACGAUUAAGGAUGUGUUGGAAGAUUUCUGUGAAAGCUGCUUGAUGGAGCCUAAACAGAUUCAUUCUGAGAAGCCGAAGCAGGGAGAGGCGGUGUCAACAACAGAAUCCCAAGAUGAUGAGGGCGGGACCCUGGAGAAGGAUGUUAUUGACGAGACAACCAGACAAGUGGAAAACUUUCAGCCCAUUGGGGAUAGUGAUACUGAAGAUGGUGAAGAUGAAGACCACUUGGACAAACGUUCAACCGUCAAAUUAUAUGCCGCCUCGGUACAGUUCAACGAGCAAGACCUGGAGAUUGAACAAAAGGGAGGAACUGAUUUUGCGCGUGACCAAGAGGUUGGCGUUCUUUAUAAUGGUGCCAAUCAGGCAGAAGACAAAAUGCCGUCCGGUGGCAGCAAUGUUGCCUGCAAAGAAGAACAACACUGUUUGAGUGUGGCAGUCACCUCUGCGCCGAACAGUUUGCGCUCACUCGUAACGGCCAGUAAUCACAAUGGCGGUCUUUCAGGUUCCUCAAUUGUGGCAGAAUGUGCUGAUAUGUCAUUUGAUUGUCAACAACCACAGAAAGAUAAUGAGACUCCAUCUCUUGAUGAAGACCCAAACUCUGCUAAUCUCGACCCUCAAUCGGAGCGAGUACAAGAUAUUGAUCCAGGUACAGCUGCGAAUGUACCUUUUGUAAUAGUUGAAGAUAUGUCUUGUCCACACCAGCAAUUCAUUUGUGAAGACAAACCAAUUGACCUCGUUGAAAAGGAGUUGUUGCUCGAUUCUGCAGCUGCUGGCAAUAAAACUAGCUGCGCUGCACUUGUAAUGUCUGUCUCUGGUCCUGACCCACAGCCCUUCACUCAACACCCACAGGGUGACCAAACCAAAAAUAAUAGUGAAGAUUUGACAUCCGCUCCCAACAUGCAUCCCCCCUUUUGUCAAGUUGACAUGCUGUCUUUCGAGCAGUUUGAGCUGAGGGAUAUUGACAUGUCAUAUGGUGCAGUGGGGAAAGAAAGUGGGAUUUCAAGCCUGGCAGUCAGCCCUGAUUCCUUUAACGAGUAUGACACGAUCAUUGAAAAUAUGAUCGUGUCUGCGGGACCGACUGAGGCUCAGCAUGGCCUCCAUGCCGAUGCAGUGGUAGAAGAGCAUACAGCAGCUAUGGUCCUUGGGCCUGAUCCGUCUCAUUGCUGCCAGCCAGCUAUCAGCGAGCGCAAAGCCUCUACUUUAAAUGAAUCCUUCCUAUCACAAGAGGAUAUGUUUGGCCGAGAGAUUGAGGAGAGUUACUGCAGUGCGAUGGAUCAGUUCGCGGCGCAGAUUGCCGGCAGCGUUACUUGCUUCACUGACAAACCGCAAGGCCUGAAAGCUGCUGUCGAGAGUGAAGAGAAGAUGACUGGAGUAAAUGUUGAAAUGAUAGGGGCUACAAAAACAGAGGAGGAUGAAGACUACGAAAAGACUGAAAUUAGUAUCAUGGAGGCAACUAUGGACCAUAAUGAAUGGAUCAUGGACAAUGACUACAAAGCCUUUCCCUGGAUGACUCUUCCCGUCCCAUCUUCUGCCCACGACGAUACGAAAACCUACCAGCUUCCCUCUGAAGGGCUCAAAUUCACCUCCGCUGUAGAAGUCACCACUUGUACGGACGCAUCCGAUAUUCCACCUUCUGCCAAAGUCUUACUCGCUGGCACUCUUCCACUUGUUGCCGAAAACCCAGAAAAUAUGAUAAAAAUUGCGGUGGUCCAGGAUGUGGACGUGACUUUUAGCAUCCAUUAUAUCACCCAAUCGCCCAACCAGGCGGUGGCUGUCACAGGUGACCGGUGGGAGCUGGGGAACUGGAAGGAGUUUGUUCCGCUAGAGGGACUGGAGGACGGGCACUGGGCCACAGUGGUCCGCCUGCCCUCAGAGAGCCACGUAGAGUGGAAGUUUGUGGUGGUGGAGAAGGGCCGGGUGUGCCGCUGGGAGGAAUGUGGCAACCGCCUCCUGGACACAGGCUCCAGAGACCAACUGCUGGUGCACGAAUGUUGGGCCCGCUUGUGAAAGGUGGGGGAAGCUGUGGUAUUGUAUCCUGAACCAGAUUGCCAAGUUUAUCUAUCCUGUCCCUAACAAGGUUGGAGGAUAAUUACUGACCGGUACAUCCUAGCAAUGGUUUGGUAAAUGUAUGGGUCAAGAGGAUUAAUUUGUUUGGAAGUCGAAGUUACAGAUUAUUCUUUGAUCAGACCCCUACACAUUUCCAAAACUACAAUAACUGAUAAACCAGCCUUGUAAUGGGGCUUUUUCUGAGACUGACAGCCUGUGAUGAAGUGGAUUUUUGGUUGAAUGCCGGAUCAGUUCAUUUUUUUUUACCUUUCUGGUUGAAUCUAUAAUUAUGCAAAUCGUAUCUUUGAGAUAAACGGUGACUUAAUGAAGGAAUUAAUUAAUGAGGAAAAAAUGCACAGUUCACUUUCACUACAGCAAUAACUAUGUUCUACAAUGUUUGACUGGUACGGGUAUUCUGAGGUGUUUACCACUCAACUGUAACGUUAAUGCUGCUUGAAUCUCCCAAUACUGCAUGCAAUGUCCCUUUAAAAAAAAAAGUCUUUCAAUGAAUGUGCUAUAAUCUAAGUUUCAAUUUUCUUUUUUUAAACCGCUUUGCUAGCUAUAUUUGUUUCAUUGCAACUAUAAUCAUGUUUCUUACAGAAUGUUUAUUUUCUGAAAACUGCAGUCACAUUUUUGUUUCAGGUGAUGAUUGGUGCCUAUGGUCUCGAUCUAAGAUAAUCUUGUUAUGCAAAACUGAAGAUUAUAUUGUUCUUUUAUGUGCUUGAGGUGGAGUUCGUUACCAAAUAAAUAAUCUUUUAAGUCUAAAA